AUGUCGGGACCCAGGUCUUUACGAGCUGCUUUCGAGGCCUGCCAGCCACUGCGAAAACCAUCCCCUUAUUCGAAAACCCCAUCAAGCUAUCGCAGCUUCUAUACAUCACGCGCCUCUCUCCUUGCAGAACCAUCUCUGUCUCCUUCAGAAAAGCCGUCCGACUCCUACGACCUUCAGUCACGCAUCGAAACCCCUCAAACUCAGCCCAUCACCAGGACAUCUGUCAACGAGCAACCCCCCUCCCCCCCCAGCGCCUCAUCAUCUCCUCCAAAGCCCCAGCCUACCCGUCGACUGCGCUUCCCCCGCGCCGUACAAGCGUCCUACCUGCAACCCCUCCGCUACAAAGGCGGCCCAACAUACAACCACCCCGUUUGUACGCUGCAACUCCGCUCCUUCUCCGUCCGCAACGUUGAGUUCAUGGCCGACUUCGCCAUGCGCGCGGCCUUCUACCUCAAGCUCCGCGCCAGGGGGCCUGUCCCUCUACCGAAGAUCGUGCAGCGUUGGACCGUUCUCAGGUCAAAUUUUAUUAAUAAGAACAGCCAGGAGAACUUUGAGAGGAUCACGUUGAGGAGGCUGAUCCAGAUUCAGGAUGGGCAUACGGAGGUGGUCAAGGUUUGGCUUGCGUAUUUGAGAAGGUACGCUUUUUGGGGGGUGGGGAUGAAGGCUAAUGUUUGGGAGUUUGAGGGUUUAGAUGUCGCUGGAAACAUGGACAAAGCAUACUUGGACAUCGAGCAAGAGCUCGACGAGAAGCUUUCUUCCUUUGGCUACAAGCACAACGUUGCUGGCAAGAGAUCGGUGCCGAAUCUGCUGAGGAACCAGGGUAUGAAUUUGCCGGGUAGGCCGAUGAUGGAGCUGCGAGGGGACAUUAAGAGGGAGAGACAGCCGCAUUUGACGGAGAGUAUAUACUAG
This is a messenger RNA of Endocarpon pusillum Z07020, 909 nucleotides long. RefSeq lists its product as uncharacterized. Gene Ontology annotation, biological process: translation. The transcript is spliced from 3 exons. Gene Ontology annotation, molecular function: structural constituent of ribosome. Bases 1 to 909 code for a protein of 302 amino acids. The record is from RefSeq and is a predicted model, not a curated record. Lineage: Eukaryota; Fungi; Ascomycota; Eurotiomycetes; Verrucariales; Verrucariaceae. Gene Ontology annotation, cellular component: ribosome; small ribosomal subunit; mitochondrion.